CAAGUCGCUUCGAUACUGACCACAAGUCAAGACUCCAAAAUCUGCGUCCACCAUGCCUAUCAUCAAGUCGUCAACUCCGGUGCACCUGCCUGGAGCCAUCGUGUCAACGGAUCACUACAUCACAUGCCCUCUCGAUCACUUCACUCCGUCGUCCACAUCAACCAUCGAUGUGUUCAUUCGCGAAGUGGUUGCCGCCAAGAACGAGUCGAACGCUUCGCUGCCGCUGUUGGUGUACCUGCAAGGCGGCCCUGGGUUCGCUUCUCCUCGGCUAACCGCUCCUCCAUCUGGUUGGUUAAAGUCCAUGCUGACCGAGUACCGUGUGCUGCUGUUGGAUCAGCGCGGCACGGGCUUGUCUUCGGCACUGACGGCCCAGACGUGCGGGGCGUUCCAAGGUGACGCGGCUGGUCUCGCCGCGUACCUCACGCAUUUCCGCGCCGAUUCAAUUGUCCACGACGUCGAACUGUUCCGGAAGACGCGGUUCCCAUCCCAGAAACUCACGCUGCUCGGGCAAUCGUUCGGUGGGUUUUGUAUCUUGAGCUACGUGUCGUUCUUUCCCUCGUCCCUGGAGCGGCUGCUGUUCACGUGUGGCCUGGCGCCUGUGCACGCGACGCCGCAACAAGUAUACGAGGCCACGUAUGCCAACGUUGUCGAGCGCAACCGGCGGUUCUAUGUGCGGUAUCCAUCGGACAAGGUCAAAGUGGCCGAAAUCGUGCAGCAUUUACGUCGGACGCCGGCCAAGUUGCCCAGCGGCGGCGGCAUCCUCACCGCGCGGCGCUUUCAAAUGCUCGGCCUAUCGUUGGGCACGGUCGCGGGCAUGGAAACGUUGCAUUACUUGUUGGAAUCCGCCUGGGUCAGUCAUUUCCACUCGCCUUCCGACCAAGGGCAGAGUCCAAGCAAGCAGCUCUCGCAUGCGUUCUUGACCGCCGUGGCGAGCCACCAAUCGUCCUUUGACACGAACCCGAUGUACUGGUUCAUGCACGAGUCCAUCUAUUGCGACGGUCCGGCCUUCUCGCCGUCGAAUUGGGCCGCGGAGGCUGUCCACAACGCCAUGGAAGUGCAAGGCCACGCAUUGUUCAACCCAGCCCGCUUUGACGAGCUGGAUGCCGCCGAACUGGCCGAGGAAGCGACCCUGCAUCCCGUGUACUUUAGUGGCGAAAUGGUGUUCUCGUGGAUGGCGGACGACUUCCCCGAGUCCCUCGCGCCGUUUCGCGACGCCGCCAACCUCUUGGCCAAGAAAACCGACUGGCGGCCGUUGUACAAUGAAGCGAACCUGCGCGACAUAGCCAUCCCCACGGCCGCCCUCGUGUCCUUUGACGACCUGUACGUGGACCGCACGUGGUCCCUCCGCACGGCGGCCCUUCUUGGCGACAACUGCCACGUUUUUGUGUCGAACGAAUACCAACAUGCAGGCAUCCGAGACGACCCUAAUCUUGUGGAGAAGCUGCUCAAGAUGUCGAAAUCCGAGCUCAUCGUGCCCACCUAAGUUGGGGACGAAGUGCAACGUGUAGUUGGAUUAGAAGGUUACUAUAGCCUCUAGAGAGGACGCGUCCUAGCAUGUCUUAAAUGCCCAGGGAGAGCAGAGCGAGUUUUAUAAAUGAGUCUUAUCGUGUAGAUUUAUUUAAAAAGAUAAAAACUCCCCAGCAAGCCA
This is a messenger RNA of Aphanomyces astaci, 1648 nucleotides long. RefSeq lists its product as hypothetical. The record is from RefSeq and is a predicted model, not a curated record. Gene Ontology annotation, biological process: proteolysis. NCBI's taxonomy places the organism in Eukaryota, Oomycota, Saprolegniomycetes, Saprolegniales, Verrucalvaceae. The transcript has a single exon. Gene Ontology annotation, molecular function: peptidase activity. Bases 53 to 1483 code for a protein of 476 amino acids.